GCCACACCGUAUUACUUCUCGUCCUCCACUUCCACAUUCCUCCUCCACCACCACCACCACCACCAACGCCAACUGAACCACAAACUCUACCACCACCAAACUUCCGUCAAUACCACUGCCACCACUACCAUCGCCACCGCUACGCCAAGUCUUCAUUCUUGCACAAUUCAUAGGGCCUUUGGUCUCUUCCUUCGCAAUCGUGUCCGCUCUGUUCUCCCCUUCUCCCUACCGGUACUUCGACUUCCACUUCUAAAAAUCAUUCUCUCCUGCCUCUUUCUUCUACAUCCCCCCUCCUCACCCUCACACCGGUUUCAACUUUUCCCGGCAACACCAAUAACUGCCCCUGGUUUGCUUUCACCCUCGUCUCCAAUCUACGAUACUACGAGACCUCGCCAGCCGGACCGACCCCGAUUCUACUUGGUGAAUUAACUCGCUAUCCCGAACCCGCAACACCACUGCAUUUUCUAGCAACCAAUAAUAAGCCAAACAACACUAUACUCUAAUAGGUGCCCACACGGUGUUGUGAUCUGCUUAUCACUUCUGGACUCAAAUCACAGUACCUUUCGGCAUCUUUUUUUGACAUCCGAUUCCACAAAUGGCGACUGCUCUCGCCGACCAACUUGAGGCGACAUCGUUAGGGUAAGUGGUACCAUGAAUCCUUUCAUUCCCUUCGUCGAUGUGCUGACUAUCGCUAACUAUUGCUAUUAGGGGAGGCCAAGACCCAAACUGGUGCUCCAAACUGAAGGCACCGAAGAAGGAUCUUAGGCCACAAACUGAGGUUUGUUUACUCAAUUCCCUACAUUCUAGUUGCUCUGUACGAGUUUAAGCUAACCCUCUGCUAGGAUGUUACCGCUACUAAAGGCCUCGAUUUCGAAGAUCUCUACAUCAAGCGGGAGUUACUAAUGGGUAUUUUUGAGGCUGGUUUUGAAAAGCCUUCUCCUAUACAGGAGGAAACUAUACCCGUGGCUCUUACCGGUCGUGAUAUGCUUGCUCGGGCGAAGAAUGGAACCGGAAAAACAGCAGCCUUUGUUAUCCCAGCUCUGGAGAGAGUAAAUCCAAAGAGCACGAAAACCCAGGCCUUGAUUCUCGUACCUACCCGAGAACUCGCUCUGCAAACUUCGCAGGUUUGCAAAAGCCUUGGAAAGCAUCUAGGCAUCAAUGUUAUGGUUACCACUGGUGGAACAGGAUUGAAAGAUGAUAUCAUUCGACUCAACGAACCCGUUCACAUCCUAGUUGGAACUCCUGGUAGGAUCCUUGAUCUCGCAGGAAAAACUGUUGCCGAUUUUAGCGAAUGUCCAACGUUUAUCAUGGAUGAGGCGGAUAAGCUGCUCAGUCCUGAGUUUACACCGAUUAUCGAGCAGCUCCUCGCAUAUUUCCCUAGUGACCGUCAAAUAAUGCUUUUUAGUGCGACGUUCCCCCUUGUCGUCAAGAGCUUUAUGGUAAGUAUUCUGCUUCCCUACACUGCGGCCGUUUGUUUGACAAAUAACUCUUCUAGGAUAAACACCUUAACAAGCCAUAUGAAAUAAAUCUAAUGGACGAGCUCACACUCAGAGGUGUGACACAAUAUUAUGCGUUCGUAGAGGAGAAGCAGAAAGUUCAUUGUCUAAACACUCUAUUUUCUAAGGUACUUUCCAAUGGCCUGUUGUGGCUUUGCUUAUAGAAACUGACAGUCAUAUUUCAAAGCUUCAAAUUAACCAAUCUAUCAUCUUCUGUAACUCGACCAAUCGUGUUGAACUGCUAGCCAAGAAAAUCACAGAGCUUGGCUACUCCUGUUUUUACUCUCACGCAAAAAUGCUUCAAAACCAUCGUAAUCGUGUUUUCCACGAUUUUAGGGGUGGCGUCUGCCGUAACCUCGUGUGCUCAGAUCUGCUCACUCGUGGUAUCGAUAUCCAGGCUGUGAAUGUCGUUAUCAAUUUCGAUUUCCCUAAGAAUGCGGAGACAUACCUCCAUCGUAUUGGCCGUUCAGGCAGGUUUGGUCAUCUUGGCCUUGCGAUUAAUCUCAUCAAUUGGGAUGAUAGGUGAAAUAAGCUUGUCUUUCUCGGCUGGUAUAGCUACUAACAUUGCAAAGGUUUAAUCUUUAUAAGAUCGAACAGGAACUUGGUACAGAAAUUUUUCCAAUACCUCCGGUGAUUGAUAAAAAGCUCUACGUCUAUGACUCCCCUGAGAGCAUUCCACGACCGCCCCCUGCGCCGCAACAACCUCGCCAGGAGACACGCGAACACAACCAACGGCAAAGCACUCAACAUCAGAACCAAAGUUCUCAACAACAGUACCAAUCGCGUCAAAACCAACACCAUGCCGAAACCCCCGGAAACCCACAACAGCAACAACAGCAACGUCCUAUGAGCCAUAGGCAACAGGGCCCAAGGAAUUAUCAAAAUUCCGGACCCCAUCGGGGUCCGUUUCAGGAACCUGGCGGCGCCGGGCGGGGACAAGGACAAAAUCGGCGCCCCCCCAGAUAUGACGACCGCCAGGGGAGGUCGAACGGGUUCGGACCGGGUGAUCCUGGGCCGACUUCACGAGCUCAAUAGCUCGUGCGAUUCAUCUCUUAAUUUACUGGGGGUGGGCUGAUCCGGAGGAGAGAAGGUGGGGGUGUGUUUCUAGCGGUGUUGUGAUAUACAAUUUCGAGUGCUAAAAUGGGAAGGGGUUUAUGGGGUAAUAUCGCGAACCAAAUCACGAUUCGACAUGUGGAGGAAUGUACAUUACGAUAAACGGAUUGGGGAAAUGUCUGUUGGAGUGCACGGCAUGCAAAACAGACAGCAUUUGAUCACUCGGACGAUCGGGAUUCUUCUCUUUUCUUGAUCGGGCUUUGUAAAGUUCUCUAUUUCUUUAGUUUCUUGGUUUUUCCCUUGUUCGUUUUUCGCUUUUCACCACUUCCUCUCUUUUUUUUCCUCGGGACGGUGGGAAUGAUAUGAUGCUGGGGUUGGGUUUUUGAGGCGCAUGGAUUUUGUAUUCCGUUUUCUUUCUCUUUUCUUUCUUGCUUGCAUGGGUUUGCGGUUGUAGUUUUUGUUCUCUUGGUCCGUCGUUUCCAUUUGGUCCCGGAUACAUAUCACACUGCUUGGGUUCUUUUCUUUUCCUUUCCUUUUUUUGAUGGUUACUUUUUCGCACGAACCAGAUACGGAUGGGCUAGUAUCUGCGUGCGUAUGAAGGAGGGGUGCGCGAGAGUGGUAGUGAGGUGUGUCCGGAAGCUAUGGGUUGCGUUUGUCAUUGAUGCGUAUCUGAUCCAAUCCUAUACGCCGGAAUUCAACCUACGAAAAAACUUGCGAAACAGGAGGUAUACACCAUGGGCUGGGUUGGGGUAUACCGGGGGGAACUAUCGAUCUUGCUACGACAACAAACUUGAUCUGGAUAGUGAAUGGAGACAAAUGCCGCUAUCUAGGGCACAAAAUUCGAACCACUGCAGUCACGGGCAUGGAUGGGUCGGUGAAAGGGAUAGCCAUCGUACUGGUUCCUUUCCUGAUGAUGACGGCAGUGCUACAACAAAAACGAUGUUACGGUCUUGAUCCACAAUCUUCUUUUAGUGCGUUCCACCACCUUUCUGGCUUAAUCCUCGCGCCAAAAAUGACGGGUAUCAGCGGACAGACGCCCGAAUGGAUACGUAUUCGAUGUCACCAAUAUUCGGGGAGCGAAACCGACAAAAAAAAUAUAAAAAAAUAGAGACGAGACACACGGAAAGAAAGACUUAAACAACAUCCUCAGGCGAACGAAGGGGGGGGGGGAAGAAAAUCGAGUUCGAAAACGAGCAGAGCCGACACGGAGUGGGGUUGCUCCCUUAUUCAUCCAAGAGCUCUUUACAAAAUUUUCUUCAUUUUUUCAUUCCUUCUUUUUCCUUCCUCUUUGUUGCAGCGGGAUAAAACAAGAUGGGAUGCCUGUUUUCGUCUCGACAAUACCGUGUGUUAGGUAUCCGUUAUUGGCCAAUUCCUGUAUGGACACAUUGGAAGGGAGUUGGUAUGAUAAUGAAUAAUUUUCCGUCUCUAAAAUCUUAGGUUUUGUACUUGCCUUGUGUUGAGUUUGUGUGUGCGUGCGCGGAGUAAUUGUCGAGUGAUAAGGGUGGCUGUAGGGAAGAGUAUUGGCACUAUGGCUGGCGAGUGCAUUGUAUUCCGUCCAGGAUAGGGGGGGGGCACUGUACCCCUGGCUUUUACCAUAUUAUGCAUAUAUCUAUCAGCAGAA
Tuber aestivum (summer truffle) is the source of this 4170-nucleotide messenger RNA. NCBI's taxonomy places the organism in Eukaryota, Fungi, Ascomycota, Pezizomycetes, Pezizales, Tuberaceae. The record is from the annotation of a GenBank genome assembly.